AUGUUUAGCUAUAUUACUCUUCAUGCCUUGAAUGACAUUGACGAAUUCACUGAAUCAUUAUGUUGGUUUCUUUCGGCUGCAGUGGGUUGUAUGAAAAUGACAAAUUUCCUUCUAAGAAGACGUGAUAUUGUAAAAUUGAUCGAACUUCUAAAUCAAGAUUUCUUAAAAACACGCGACAGUACCGAGGAAAUAUUGCAGGAGAAAUGCGAUAUUAUAGCAAGGAUCCUCUCCUUCCGUCGUAAUAUCGAGAUUUUGAAGUCCCGAGUUCGUCGUUAUAACGAGAAUCGAGUGUACUUAAGCCAAUCGUUGUCUUCUUAUAUUGGCGCUUUCAUUUCCGUUGGAUCCGAAACAUUCAUUAUGACAAUGAUAAUACAAAUUUGCUGUCAAUUAGAUAUAAUUUAUCACCGUUUGGAAAAUUUGCCACUUUUGAGUCAAAAUAACGAAAAAUCUACAAUUCUAUUAGAUAGAAAGGAGGCGGAAAUUAUCAAGGAUUGUGUUUUACAUCAUAAUUCUGUUUACAGGUAG
Molecule: messenger RNA, 525 nt
Organism: Leptopilina heterotoma
Lineage: Eukaryota; Metazoa; Arthropoda; Insecta; Hymenoptera; Figitidae
Exons: 2
Coding region: 1-525 (174 amino acids)
Biological process (GO): sensory perception of smell; detection of chemical stimulus involved in sensory perception of smell
Cellular component (GO): plasma membrane
Molecular function (GO): odorant binding; olfactory receptor activity
Source: RefSeq, a predicted model, not a curated record